Messenger RNA from Chlamydomonas reinhardtii, 3051 nucleotides. RefSeq lists its product as uncharacterized. The record is from RefSeq and is a predicted model, not a curated record. The coding region runs from base 104 to 2389 and encodes 761 amino acids. NCBI's taxonomy places the organism in Eukaryota, Viridiplantae, Chlorophyta, Chlorophyceae, Chlamydomonadales, Chlamydomonadaceae. The transcript is spliced from 6 exons. Gene Ontology annotation, cellular component: endoplasmic reticulum; cell periphery; membrane. Gene Ontology annotation, molecular function: glycerophospholipase activity. Gene Ontology annotation, biological process: sphingolipid catabolic process; ceramide biosynthetic process.
AUAGAACGUUAACAUGUCGAGUUUUACCCGCCACGACGCGCUCGGCGCGAAGGCGUCAUGGGACCAGCUUCUACCCGCGCUUUUCUGUCAAGUCGCAAAACAAAUGAACCCAAGUGAGGUCUCAGGGGCCCUAAAAUUGCUCAACAAGGCAUCCGCAGAGUGGCUCAAGGGCUCACCGGAGUUUCGAAAAAUCCGGCUUGCCAUGCGAGUCCCCAAGUGGUGCUCUUACAACGGCAAGAAGAUCCAGAAUGAAUACGUGGUCGUGGCAGCUCAGCCCUGGCCGCGCGGCGCCUUUCUGGCGCACUGGGGGCGGCCCGAGCCCUGGCGCAGCCUCACUCUCGUCGAGCGGCGUCGCCUGCUCGCCCUCGCGGCGUCCUCUGGCGACGCCGAUAGCCUGGACGCUGCGCUGGCGCACUGCGGCUGCUCGCUCACGAAGGACGUAUUCACAGCCGCGGCGGCCGCAGGCCGCCUGGCCGCCUGCCGGCGACUGCUGGCGCAGGGCUGCGAUGUCGACUAUGCUGCAGCGCUGGUGGCCGCGGCUGGCGCCGGCCUUGAACAGUUUACCCAGUUGCUGGAGCUGGUGCAAAUGGAUAUGAAACACCUGAGGGCCGUGGGCGGCGUGGCGUGUCACUGCGGCCACGCCCAGCUACUGCAGGCCAUCGUAAUCAUACUGGAGGCCGGCGGCAACACGCCCAAGGCUGACAUGAUCCUGGAUUGGGCUGCGGCCGCGGCACACGGCGGGCAAGUGGAGCUGCUGGACCGCCUAGAGCCGCUCAUGUCGCGGCCGGACCGCCAGUGCGCCCUUGAUGACACCAUCGUGGCAGCCUCCUCCGGCAGCGGGUCAUCCCAGCCGGUCCCGCUGGAGGUGCGGCGGGACAUCGUGCUCGACCACAUCGCACACGGCUGCGGGCUGGAGGUGCUGCAGCGCUACUACGCCCAGUGGGCCUGGGCGGCGCCGCACCCCGGGCAGCCCAGCAUGGAACGACACUUGUUCAUGGAGAUGGUCGCCGCCGCCGCCGGCAGCCCCACGCCCGACGCCUUCGAAAAGGUGGACUGGCUGCUGGAGCAGCUGGCGGCGGCGGGUGGCGCGGCGGGUGGCGCGGCGGGUGGCGCGGCGGGUGGCGCGGCGGGUGGCGCGGCGGGUGGCGCGGCGGGUGGCGCGGCGGGCGGUGCGGCGGGCGGCGCGGCGGGCGGCCCUGACGGUGGCCCUGGAGGUGGCCCUGGAGGUGGCGACGGGAAUGGGCCGCCGGCCCUGCUGCCGCCCGGGGUCUACCUGAGUGUUGAGGCGCUGGGCCGGCGGCCCGACUUCCUGAAGCGGCUGCAACAGCUGGAGCGGCGCGGCUUCAGCGACUUUGCGGGCGCGGCGGCGGUGGCGGCGCGCACCGGUCACGCCGACGCCCUGGCAUACCUGUUGACAGAUAAGCAUGUAAGGCCGUCGGCAAAGCUGGUGGACGAUGCGGAGCGCUCCGCACACCUGCCCGUGCUGCGCCUGCUGCGGCAGCGCGGCCUGGGUCUGUCGGCUGCGGUGCACAGCAAGCCCGAGCUGCUGCGCGUGCUGCCCGUCGAGUGGGUGGCGGAGGCGGUGGCAGCAGCCAGGCAGCAGCAGCAGCAGCAGCAGCAGCACCGCGGCACGGCGCCGGGUGGCGAGGACCCGGAUGGGGAAGUGCGGAGGCUGUUCCGCUCGGCGGCGGCGGCGGGCGCGGGCCUGGCGGUGCUGCGGGAGCUGCAUGCCUGCGGCGUGCCCAUCGACCUGAGGGCGGUGGCGGUGGGCGGCAGCGAGGAGGCGCUGGAGUGGGCGGCGGCGGCGCUGCGGGAGGAGGAGGAGAAGGGCGGCGCGGCAAUUCAGAUUGUGUCCCGCGAGGACCUGUGGAACGUUUUGUGCGCUGGCUACCCCCGCAAGGAUCCGGAAGAGGACCGCGACCCGGUCCAGGCUCUGUGCGGCGUCUUCCCGUGGGACCACACCAACGGCAACCUCGCCGCCGCAGCCUGGUUGCAGGCACACCGCCUGGCAUGCCUGCUGGACCUGCCCUUCCUGCGCAGCAAGUUCUCCAGGCUGCAGAGCUGGGAGCCGCUGCCCGCGCUGCACCUCGCGCGCAUUUCCGCCGGGUACCAGAAACUGCAGUGGGCGCUGGCGCAGGUGGGCUGGGAGCGGCUGUCAGCGGCGGACUGGCGAGACGUGCGCAGCUGCCUGGGCUGGUCUAACUACCCCGAGGGCGAGCCAGUCGGGCAGGUGGCGAGCCGGCACCAGCGCGACGCCUGGGAGCAAUGGCGGCGGGAGGCAGCGGCGGCAGGCGCCGCAGGCGCGGCGGCGGCCGGCGCGACAGAUCUGCAGCGGGAGGAGGACACGGAGCCGCGGGAGGUGGACGAGUUGGGGUCGUGGAAGAUGUGAUAAGGGUUCCGGUUACAAGUAUGCGUACGGCAUGGAGGGCAGGAUGAGGAUAAGGAUGCGGAUUACAAUUGAAGGGACAGCCCGACAAGCGGGGGCACGCCGAUGAGGAUAAGGCAUGGAGGGGCAGGAUGAGGACGAGGUGGACUGGCCGGACACGAGCUGUACUGAUGAUUGGCGUUGGCACUGCUCAAUGAUUGUGAUGUGUCAAUGGUGAUGGUGAUGGUGAUGGUGGCGGGUUACGGUGAACCGAAUGUGUUUGAGAGGCACGGAGCAGUAGGGUGUCAUCCAGAGACUAGCGGAUUCGGCAGCACGACAGAUGGGUAGGAGGUUAGCCAGAAGUUUGCACUGGUGCAUGCAUGAUGAGCUGAUGAGACAGUGGCGACAGGGUGUCACUAGGAAUGGCAAGGUCGCAGCAUUGGCAGGGUUGGUCUGGAGGGAUAUAAGGAUAUUGGGUUGACAGUCCGAUCACCAAAUUGGCCAUCAAGUAAUCCUAGCAAGCUCUCAGGCUGGGUGGAUGAAGGCGUGUGGAUACCAUGUGUGUGUGUGUGUGUGUGCGUGGUGAGGCUGUACGAGAAGGGAGACUGGUGGCUUGGGGCAGACGUCGGACCUGCAAUUGCUGUUGAAGGAUGUCGCUGUGUAGCCCGGCGCGCUUGGAACCUGGU